This is a messenger RNA of Prunus mume (Japanese apricot), 1421 nucleotides long. RefSeq names its product root phototropism protein 3-like. The record is from RefSeq and is a predicted model, not a curated record. NCBI's taxonomy places the organism in Eukaryota, Viridiplantae, Streptophyta, Magnoliopsida, Rosales, Rosaceae.
CCAUUUCCCCGUUGCACCCGAAAAAAAAAAAAAGCAAUGACGAAAAAACAAGACUUGCAAGAAUCCGUCACUUUCCCCGGAAAACCCUCCCCAUUUGCGGCCGAAUGCUGGUUCGAUGACGCAUGUAUCCUCGACAUGGACUACUUUGUCAAAACCCUAGCCGGCAUCAAAGCCAAAGGCGUACGUCCCGACCUCAUCGGCUCCAUAAUCACCCACUACGCCUCCAAAUGGCUCCCGGACCUCUCCGGUGAAGCCCUCUCCGACCAAAGAAGCCUAAUUAGCUUACAGUCCUCCCCGGAAUCCGUCACCGCCUUGUGGAUGCGAAAACGCUUCUUCGUCGAAACCCUAGUCGGCGUCCUCCCCCCGGAGAAGGACUCCAUCCCAUGCAACUUCCUCCUCCGCCUCCUACGCACCGCCAACAUGGUUGCGGUGGAGGCCACGUACCGCGCCGAGCUCGAAAAGAGGAUAUCGUGGGAGCUGGACCAAGCCUUGUUGAAGGAGCUCAUGAUACCUUCUUUUAGUCACACGUGUAGUACUUUGCUGGACGUUGAGCUUGUGAUUAGGUUGGUGAAGAGGUUUGUGAACUUGGAUGAGACUGCUAAGAGCGGAGCUGCCAUGGUCAAGGUGGCAAAGCUUGUGGAUUGUUAUCUUGCUGAAGCCGCCAUGGAUGCAUGUUUGAGCUUGAAUGAGUUUGCGGCGCUUGCUGGAGCUGUGCCUAGCCACGCCCGUGCCACGGAUGAUGGGUUGUACAGAGCCAUUGAUACUUAUCUCAAAGCACAUCCUGGAGUAUCCAAGCAAGAUCGAAAGAGUCUUUGUAGGCUAAUCGACUGUCGAAAGCUCUCCCCAGAGGCAUCUCUCCAUGCUGCACAAAACGAACGCCUGCCUGUCCGGGCAGUGAUCCAAGUCCUCUUCUCAGAGCAAAACAAGCUUCACAGGCAAAUUGAUUGGAGUGGCUCGUUCAGUACCAGCACCAGAAGCCCAAACCCCUUUCUUGACGCCCCAGCUCGGUGCCUCUCUAAGCGCGAAAUGAAUGCGAUGCAAAUGGAGAUAAGGAAAUUGAAAGAAGAGGUGCUCAGGCUUCAAAGCCAGUGCAGUUCCAUGCAAGUGCAGGCAGAGAGGAAAGAGAAAAAGAAAGCUGGGAUUUUCAAGUGGACUAGGAAUUUAGGGAUAAUGCCUUCGUUUAGGACUACGGGUGUGGUGAAGAUUAAUGAGGGUGGAGAUGGGGAUGUUGAGUAUGGGAAACAAACGCCUAUGGAUAUGAAGACCAGGUUGGUUAGAGCUAGAGCUACUCCAAAGUGGAGAAACUCUUUAUCUUAGGGUAGAGGAUUGAUGGUCUUUUUUUUUUCCCCUUCUUCUUUCUAAUGUGUUGUUAAAUGUGUUGGACCCUGAGAAGUAAUAAAACUGAUCAAAGUGAUCUCUAA